CGGAUCUUGACGCCGCCAAAUUCGACCAUCACCCGACAACAAAUCCGUCAAGAUGGUUGCCGCCAAGAAGCACAUCCCGAUCGUGAAGAAGCGCACGAAGCGCUUCAUGCGCCACCAGAGCGACCGGUUCAAGUGCUUGGACUCGGCAUGGCGCAAGCCCAAGGGUAUUGACAACCGGGUUCGGAGACGGUUCAAGGGCAACCUGGCUAUGCCCUCGAUCGGCUAUGGCUCCAACAAGAAGACCCGCCACAUGAUGCCGUCCGGCCACAAGGCCUUCCUCGUCAGCAACGUCAAGGAUGUCGAGCUCCUUCUCAUGCACAACAAGACCUACGCCGCUGAGAUCGCUCACAACGUCUCCUCGAGGAAGCGCAUCGACAUCAUCGCGAGGGCGAAGCAAUUAGGCGUCAAGGUUACCAAUGCGAAAGCGAAGGUCACGACGGAGGUGUAAACGGCAGGCGACAAUCAUGGGGCAAAUUCUUUUCUGCGUUUUGGAGCAUCUCAGGCGGUCUCAGGGAACGGUCUGCUAUUUGUUUGCGAUUGCCUAGCACCCAAUCGAGCUAGUGAAUGCAAUCGCACGCCUCCUUCGUCACGGACCGAUGGGAAGCUGCUGAGUUAGGCUUAUGCGGUUUUCCCUGCGGGCGUUGGAAGGGAGAUGUACGCGGGACUGAGCUGAAAUGAGUCAACGAGUCACACGGGGGCAUGGCACCGGCUCACGACGACCAAGCGACAUGGUUAGCAUUGGACUGCUGGAAAAUACUUCCGAUUUGUCCAGCGACAAGGCAUCAAUUCAUUCUCAAUAAGCUGGAA
This is a messenger RNA of Thermothielavioides terrestris NRRL 8126, 807 nucleotides long. RefSeq names its product 60S ribosomal protein L32. Bases 53 to 448 code for a protein of 131 amino acids. The transcript has 5 exons. The record is from RefSeq and is a predicted model, not a curated record. Gene Ontology annotation, cellular component: ribosome; cytosolic large ribosomal subunit. Gene Ontology annotation, molecular function: structural constituent of ribosome. Lineage: Eukaryota; Fungi; Ascomycota; Sordariomycetes; Sordariales; Chaetomiaceae. Gene Ontology annotation, biological process: translation.